Messenger RNA from Limulus polyphemus (Atlantic horseshoe crab), 12603 nucleotides. It is a transcript of the gene dia, whose product is annotated as protein diaphanous-like. Gene Ontology annotation, biological process: actin cytoskeleton organization; actin filament polymerization. Bases 270 to 3491 code for a protein of 1073 amino acids. The transcript is spliced from 27 exons. Lineage: Eukaryota; Metazoa; Arthropoda; Merostomata; Xiphosura; Limulidae. The record is from RefSeq and is a predicted model, not a curated record. Gene Ontology annotation, cellular component: actin filament; cytoplasm. Gene Ontology annotation, molecular function: microtubule binding; small GTPase binding; actin binding.
UUAGCCAGUUGUACAUUGGAUAUGGGUGGAGCGGUUAAUAUUUUACGGUUAUUGUACAAUAAAUAGCUUGCAGUCGCACCCUUGGAAUUAGGCUUAACAUCCUAACAAGCAAAUUACUAUAUUAGUAUAAUUGUUCAAGUACUAGCAGUAGCAGACCACUAACCAACUUUAUCAAGUUUUUGAGAUUUCGUAUUGUGCUUAUCAAUUGCUCCUGAUUUUUAGAAGAUGUUUUGGUACUUAAGGUAUUGCUUUUGCUGAACAACUGUAACAUGGCAAGUCGUGAAAGAGACAAGAAGGGGGGAAAUUUGAGAGAUAUGUUUGGAGGUUUGGGAAAGUCAAAAAAAGAAAGAGGGAAAUAUCCCCAGUCUGUUAAUCCUCGACCCCAGUCUGAGGAUUUUAGUGAUCACUUAGAUGCUGCUGAACAUAUGCUGGUCACCUUAACAGAUGAAGAGAUAAACAAUGAAUUUGAAAAGAUGUUGGAUGACAUGAACCUUUCAGAGGAGAAGAAAGAACCUCUUCGUAGUCGACCAAUGAUGAUAAAAAAAGAAAUGCUUUCCAUGCAUCUAAAAGGAAAUCCCCCUAAAGGUAGUAAUAGAAGUCAGUUUGAUAGUCCAGAAAAUUAUGUGAGGUUUUUGUGUAACCCUGAGAUGAGUUUAGACAAACUUCUCCGUGGUAUUGAAUCCUUGAGAAUAGCCCUGACUAAUAACCCUGUCAGUUGGGUAGUGGAGUUUGGAAGCAAUGGCUUGGAUAAACUAUUACAAAUUCUGAAUGCAUGUUAUGGCAGAGAAAACAAGUAUGAAAAGAUUCAGCAUGAAUGUAUCAAGUGUCUCAAGGCAAUAAUGAACAACACAGCUGGCUUGAAGCAGGUUUUCACACACAAAGAUGCCCUCACUAUAUUAGCUCGUUCCAUUAAUUUCUCUCAGCCUAAUAUAAUGGUGGAUGCUGUCAAACUGAUGGCUGCUGUGUGUUUAAUUCCACCAAGUGGUCAUGAAAGAGUAUUAGAAGCUAUCACCACUAGUGCAGAGCUUGAAGAUAGAGAUAGAUUUAGUGCUAUUGUUCAGGGCCUUGGAAGAAAAGACAAUGAUGCACUACGUGGUUCCUGUUUUGCCCUGAUUAAUUGUAUCGUCAGUACACCAGAUGACCUAGAAUUCAAGUUACAUUUGAGGAAUGAAUUCAUGCGUUCAGGUUUAAGUGAUAUUUUAGAGGAUUUGCAAGCUGAAUUAGGUAAGGAACAGGAUAGUAAAACUGAAGAACUUAGUAUUCAGCUUAAAGUGUUUUUAGAAGGAAAAGAUGAAGAUCAUGAUGAAUUUUUGCAACGAUACGACCUUGUCCGUUUUGAAAUGGAUGAGCCCGGUGAGUGUUUUGAAUUAAUUAAACAGACUGUGACAGACACAGCUGCUGAACCCUACUUUUUAUCCAUACUCCAACACUUACUUCUCAUCAGGGAUGAUGCAUUAGCUCGACCAGCAUACUACAAGUUGAUAGAAGAAUGUAUUUCCCAAAUUGUUUUACAUAAGAGUGGCUGUGAUCCAGAUUUCAGAUCAUCCAAACAUUUCAAAAUAGAUGUUGAACCUCUUAUAGAAAACUUGGUUGAAAGAGCUAAACAGGAAGAAGAAAAACAGUCACAAGAACUGACAAAAAAACUUGAAGAAGCAGUGACAGCAAAGCAGGAAGCAGAUGCAAAAUUAGCACAGGCUGAACAAAAACUCGUAGAAAUUGAAAAUCAGUUAAAUGAAAUUAAAAGUACUGGAGUUGUACCAUCUCAGAAAAUAUUGGCACCUCCACCUCCUCCAGGCUCAGGAAUACCUCCACCGCCACCUCUACCAGGUUCAACUAUACCACCACCUCCACCACCACCACCUGGCUCGGGUAUUCCACCACCCCCUCCACCUCCAGGAGGAGGAGGUAUACCACCACCACCACCCCCUCCACCUCCAGGUGGUGGUCCUCCACCUCCUCCCCCACCCCCAGGUCUAGGAGGAUUAAAAUUUAAUGUCCCUCAAGGGUCUCCAUCUCCAGUUGCUAUGGAUGUACUUCCAUUUGGAAUAAAGCCAAAAAAGAAAUAUCAGCUAGAAACUCCUUUAAAAAAGGCUAACUGGAAGAAAAUCCAACCUCAAAAACUCUCAGAAAAAUCCUUUUGGGUCAAAGUCGCUGAAGAAACGUUAGCAGAUGAAGAUGUGUUAGACAGUCUUACAUUAAAGUUUUCCUCGGCUCCACCAGCAAAGAAACCUAAGCAACAAACAGAAGAAAAGUCAGUAAAAAAGGCUAAGGAAUUGAAAGUUCUUGACAACAAAUCAGCCCAAAAUCUAAUGAUCUUGCUGGGUUCGGUGAAGAUGUCUGCACAAGAAAUGAAAGACAUGAUUCUUUGUAUAAAUGAAGACCACUUGACAGAUGCCAUGUUGCAACAGCUCAUUCGUUACAUGCCUGAGCCAGACCAGUUAAAGAAACUGGAUGAUUUUAAAAAUCAGUAUGAUGAUUUAGCAGAGGCUGAACAGUUUGCUAUCACUAUGGGAAGUAUAAAAAGAUUAGUGCCAAGAUUAAAGUCUGUGAGUUUCAAACUCAAUUUUGCUGAAAAAGUUCAAGAUAUCAAACCAGACAUUGUAGCUGCCACAGCAGCUUGUGAAGAAGUCAAGACCAGUGAAAAGUUUUCCUUAAUUCUCAAGUUGGUGCUUCUUAUUGGUAACAUCAUGAACUCAGGCUCUAAGAAUGGACAGGCAAUUGGUUUUGAAGUUAGUUUUCUACCAAAGCUUAGUGGGACCAAAGCACAGGACCAGAAAACUACCCUAAUGCAGUUUUUGGCAGAUAUUGUAGAAAAGAAAUAUCCAGAUGCACUUAACUUUGGAGAGGAGUUACUGCAUGUAACUCGAGCUGCAAGAGUUUCUCCAGAACAAAUUCAGAAAAAUCUAAACCAAAUGAAAAAAUCCAUUCAGCAGUUGGAAACAGAUCUAAAGACUUUCCGUCCUCAGAGUGAUAAUGAUAGAUUUGAAGAAGUUAUGAAAAGUUUUUUAACAGAAUCUUCCAAACAGUAUGAACUCUUAGACAGUAUGUAUAAUAAAAUGGGAAAAUUGUAUGAAAACAUAGCAGAAUACUUUGCAUUUGAUCCAAAAAAAUACACAUUAGAUGAAUUCUUUGGUGACAUCAAAGCAUUUAAAGAAGGCUUUCAGGAAGCACACAAAGAAAAUGUCAGGGUCAGAGAAGUGGAAGAAAAAAUCAGGAGGGCCAAGGAAGCUAAAGAGAAAUCUGAUAAAGAAAAACAAGAACGAAAGGAAAUGAAACGCCAAUUGAUUGACAUUAGUUCAGGAGAAGACCAAGAAGGUGUGAUGGACAAUUUGCUCGAAGCACUAAAGACAGGAUCAGCUUUCUCUCACAAGCCCAGGAAAAGAGUACCACGAGCUGCAGGAGCUGAAAGAAGAGCCCAGCUAAAUCGUAAUCGUUCUCGAACUGCGAUCAAUGCCCAGGAUAAUCGUGACCUUGACAGCAGGGAAAGGUAGUACAGUGCGAGGUUUUAAACAGUGCUAUAAAUAUGUACUUCAAGACAAGACUUCAGAUUAAGAAGAGUGCAAUAUAUAUAUGACAUACAUAAGAUCUAUCACUUUUUCUUUUUUGAGGUGAAAGUACUGUAUCAAGCACAUCUUCACAUCCCAGCCAUCUUCUGUUAUCAACUAACAUGUCUUUAACUGCCACCGGUCCAGUUUUGUUUUUGCAUUUGCAUGAGUGCUCAAACACAUGGAAGGGACUUUUUCUGUAGUUAAGAUAAUAUAUGAAAUAACUUGUCAACAAAAACUAGGAAACUGGUUGUUCAACAUUUAAAAGAUUCUGAAAUUAUUUGUGAUUUUUAUAAUAUGCAAAACAAAAAAAAGUUUGUGAAAAUCGUUAUAAAGAGUGGUGUUGAGUGCACAAAGCUCAUUUUACAAUAAAAUAUUGAUAUGCAAUUAUCUUCAGUUUAAUAGAUGAAAUCCAGUAAAGGAGAUAUUUUUAUUCGCUGUAUAUAGCCUCCAUACUAAGUGCUAUCGAGAUAUUUCAUGUUUAUAGAAAGCAAAAAAGUUUGAAAAUAAUUAUAUACAUUUUCAAUCAUGGUAAAAUGAGCGUCUUCCACUACACCUAAAUUCUGACUUUUCAAUGUUGGUUGGUAUAUUGAGCUGACUCAAUUAAGUCUUUUUAAAGUUUCUGGUCAACAUGUAUACUAUAUAAAUAUAUAUUUACACAUACAUACACAUAACAUGCGUAGAUAAAGUAUUCAUCUUUGCCUUCUAGACUUUUCCGUGUAAAUGAUGAGUUGUAUUUUAUAUACUUACCUCAUAUAGAAUUUUUUUUUAUUCUUCAUUUGUUCCAUUAUCUAAGGUUACAGUACUUUUAAUUUAUUGAGCCGUGGUAUUAUAACAAUAGCACACUCCACCAGGAAUGGCUUGCUUAAAAAUAAAAAAAAGUACAAAACCAUGCUUGUAUUGCCUUAAUCAUUGAAAAUAGUAAAAAUGGUUUAAAGUGUUGUUGUUUUGAAAUUGACCAAUGUAUCUUUGAAACUAUGAGACACUACAUCUAAUUGUAUUAAGAACUAUAGACAAAGCUUUCUUUAAAGACAAGGUAAAUUAAUCACAUUAUUUUUAAUGAUUUCUUUAUUUGUGUCAUGAUUAUUUUAGAUUAUGUGUAUACUAACUGUUUGCAGUGACCAAUUUUGUGUCAACAGGAAAAAUAUUUAAUUAAAUAUAAAAAUUAGACUCAGUAAGCCAGUUUGAGAAAAAAAAAACAGUUACAUUUUUGAUUCAGAUUGAAAUGUUUAACUACACAAAUUGAAUAAAUUAAAAAUGUUCUGUACCCUAGGUUUUCAAGAUAGUACAUUAUGUAAAAACUUGCUCUUAGUUUGCCUUAGGGUCUCCUGAAUGAACAGACUACUUUUAUGAAUUUAUUGAAAACUUAGAACACAUUUUAGUCCUUAUAUGGUGUAUUUGUAUCUAUGCCUUAUAAAGUUUGUGUGUUUAUGGUGACCCAUUAUAUUAUCUUUAAACACCUGGAGUGUUUGCACUUGGGUGAAUUAACUCUGGAAUAAAAAAUAUAUGGAUAGUAUUUUCUUUCCAUUUAAUACAGGGUGAUGCAAAAGCUAUAUUUCAAAGUCCUGCUUUUUCUAUGAUUUCUCUAAGUCAUGUUUGUGGUUCACUAUCUCUCUUUCUUUUGUUACAAUAAUUGGUUUGUAUAUCACUAAGCUCAGAAGAAUGUGUAAAAGUGAUCAUGUUAUAACAUUGUGUCAUGCUAUUAGUUAUGCAUGUUUUGAACAGCUGUAAGAGCAGGCUGAAAAACAAUCAUGACAGUAUGUUGCAUCACCCUGUACUUUUUUUUUUAUUAUUAUUUAACUUAGAUAUCUGUACAUUAUGUCAGGUGAUAUAGUAGUACUUGUGAUGUUUAGAUUGAGCUGUUGACUUUAAAAUACCACUAUCGAAGGAGCACCAUUUUUUAACAUAUAUUUUUUACUGUAGUAUAUCUUAAUGUAUAAGAGUCCUGUUAUAGUAACAGUAAAUUAUAACUCUUAUGUCCAGACAAAAUGAUUUAUUAAGAAACUUUACAACAUGAAGAUGAUAAUUUACGUGUGUAUUAAAAGAUGCAAAGUUUCAAAACCAGAAGCCCUUUUUUUAAUGGUACACAUACUUAUCCAGGAUCCUUCUUUAGUGGUGCGUGUAGUGGGAAACCAUUAGAUACAGUACAUUUUUUCUGUAAAACUAAAUUAUUUUUGCAUUUAUCCAAAGUAAUUUUGAAUAAAACCAUUUGAAAGUAAAAUCAUAUUGAAGUACUGUUUUGAUACUUCAAUGUUCUUUGAACGAUCGUACAAUAAAAUGUCUUUUUUACAUACCUGUGCUUUCAGAGAAAGCAUAUUUCAUGAAUAGUUUAUUUGAGGUGAUAACAUGUAGAAUGUAUAUGUAAAACUGUAAUAUUUUCCUCUUUUUGUUUAUUUGUUAUUUCAAUUCCAAAUACACAAUAUGCACAGAGAAAUCCCUUAGAAAAGCUUGUUUGUUCGUCUUUGAUAGGUGGAUAAAGUUUAGAAAUUUAAAAUUGAAUGCUUAGUGAUUCAUAUAAAAUGUUAUAAGAUUUUCAGUAUUACUUUUCGCUACUGACACACAUUUUUAAUUUCAUGUAUCUUAUUACUUAAAAGUUUGAUAUUAUCUUUAAAGCCAUAAUACUGAUUAGUAGAGCUUUAAACUUAGGAACUUGUGGCAUUUUUAGAUUCUGUUAGAUUUAAAAGAAACCUAAAAGUAAUAUGCAUAGUUGCAAUGUAUUUGGUGAUUUAAAAACUUAUUUUCAUGAUCACUUGCAAGAUAUCUUAUUAUUUUAGGUAUAGAUUAUACUCGUACAUAUCAAAGUUUGUUGACUUCAAGUUAUAUGUUUUUCCUACAAGGCUUAUAACAUAAGAAAAUGAUAUAAAAUUUUUUUGUAACUUAGGUUAUCUUACAGAAUCUCUUUUAUUAGGAUGACAUUUGCUGCAAAAUGUAUAAAGAAAUAAGAAUUUCAUAAAACUGUUGACUUAUCCAUGAUCCUAAACAAUUUCUUAAAUGCUUUAAUUACAAAACUAUUAUAAGAGAAGGCCAAUAUCAGAAAAUUGUAGCACAAUAUUCUAUGUUAUUUGUUAACCUUACAUUUUUUUUAUGAAGGUAUAAUAUGAAAUCUGAUUAUUUACAUCAUAUAAGCUGCAGUAGAAAAAAUAUUCACAUCCUACUAUUGGUGGAGAGAGAGAAGUUUCAUUAACUUACUUCCAGGGAGCACUGGAAUCUUUGUAUUUCACAACAAAUUAUUUUUAUCUCUGAAAUGCUUUAUAGGAUUGUUCCUUUUUAAUUUUUUUUUGUAACAUAUCAGAUGUUAUUUCUUGAAUAUGCCAUUUGAGAUGUUAUGCAAGUUUAUUGAAGUUCUGUAAUAGUUGAAACCUAUGAAGUUAGCACCUUUUCAUUUGAUUACUCAGAAAUUUUAGUCCUGUUCCAACUAUUCAUCUGUGCACUGUCAGAUUUAGGCAUAUGAAAUUGUAUGGAGCUCUGGGGGUCAGUGAGGGGUCACUGCUGUAGUGGCUCAGUUAUGUUACAUGCUUGAAUCAUCCUGGCAACAAUUUAGAAUUAAACCUUCGAGUACUACAAGCUAAAUUAUCUGAGAGUCUCUCCUGUAAGCAAUGCACUUACCAUUAUUUUUAGAAUCUUUCUAUCUGUCCCUAAGCCUAGAUUUAUAAUUACUAUUACAAUAUUAUCCCUUAAGAAUAUGGUUGUCCAUGUCUUGUUUCUCAUGUGCUUUUCCUUCUUACACUGAUUUUUAUUACGACAACUAGUGUAAAUUCUAACUGUGUCUGUAUUUUCCAAACUAGUGUAGUAAAAUGCUAUGUGCUGAGUACAUUCAGUUAUCAAUACAUAGGAUAGUUGUCAUACUGUUUGAAACUCAGUCUCAUAGUGGGAUAUUUCUGGCAAGAAAAGGGGGGUAGGGGCCCCGGGUUUAAACUUUACAUGGGGCCACUAUGGGACAAAUGCUACCACUACAGCCAUGAGUCUAUGUUAUUGGAAAAAUAUUGAGCACAAAACUACACUUUCUACUCAGAAUUUUCAGUAGCCAAUAUUCAUACUUGUAAUCACUUUGCAUUUAAGCAAACUGUAUUGGCCAGUACUUCUUUAAACACAAAUAAUGUUUUACAUUAUUAAUAAUGCUUGUAUAUGUAUGUAGUAUCUAAUUUCAAAAGUAUAGGCCUAACUUAGAAACCUGAUACCUAACUUCUUUUGAUUUAAGGGUUUUGUGUGUGUGUGUUGCACAAGUAGCAAAUUCUGACCAAUUGCUUGUAUUUAUUAUAUAGUGCUUUUUAAUAGUGUGAUUUCAUGUACCUAUACAUAAUUAAUAUUUCGUCUUCUCUCAUUUUCUGCCCUUGAAUACAAUAUUUUAAGGUAACUUACAAAGAUGCAGAACUAACUGUUGUAAAAUUACUUGACCUAACUUAUCAUUCUUCUUUUGUUUUAAAUGAGUGAAAAGAUUAGUUGGCAGUUGGUUUACAUAAUGUACUAGUACAUAAAACAAAACUAUAUGUUUGCAAUGCUUAAAUGAGCCUGCAGUAAAAGAUGUAAAUUUUAAUUACAAAACAUUUGAAUCUCUCUUUUUGAAUUCAUUUUCUUUGAAAAUUAGCUCAAAGAAAAAUUCUUGAUAUUUGUUCCAAAUUUAGGGGAUUUAAUCAAAAUUAAAAGCUAUGUUUGAUUUACAAUACUUAUUAUCGCAACUGAACUGGAGAAACUAAUCUAUAUUAAACAAAUGUUUCUUAUUGUACUUGUUAUAACCUACUGAUUAACAAAGUAUAUUUUCUGAGACAAAUGUGUCCUAUGUGAGCAUUUUUUGGGAAAUGCUAGUUGUUGCUUACAAGUUUGUGUAAGCUACAGUACCAAACAACUUGGAAUUUAUGUUUCAUUACUGAAGCUUUUGAUAUUGUGUGUGUUCAGUCUAUUUUCUUUUCUUCCUCUUCUGUAACAUAGUUAAAUUUGUAUAAGUCUCCAAUAUAGUGCUCUUGCUUAUUGAUUUUAUAAUCAAUUUUGAAGAAACAUUGUGUUUUAUAUUUAAGUAAUGUAUAAGAACAUUUUUUCACAUAUGUAUCAUAACUAUGAAAUGUCAUUUAAAAACUGUCCAUUUUUUUAAACUCCAACACUUUUUUCCGUGUCUUAUAGCUUUCAAUACAAAUGUAUAAGUUAGCUGCUAUUUAAAUUCAGCAUUUUAAUUUUUGGUAUGAAAAAGCUGUUUAUUGUUAGCAAGUUAACAUUUGUUCACAAAAAUCAGUUGUAUUAGAUUUGUCUAAAAGUCUGUAUUGACUUUUUGUGCUGCAAAUCUCUUACAGUUGAUCUUGUGUAUUAUUAAUAUCCUGGUGUGAUUGACUUAUUCUUGUGCUAGGAUCUGUCUUCUGUAGCUGUGAAGACAGUAAAAAUUAGUGUAGAAGAAAACAAAUCAGUUGUUUAGCUGAGUGCCAUGAAAAUUUUAAUUUGUGUUUUGUUUUUACCAUUAUGUUUAUUAUAUACAAUUACCUAUAACUUACUGUUCUGGGCAUUUUUACUCAUAGCAUGGAGAUUUGUAUCAUUUAUCAAGUUUAUUUUCUUUCUUUUGCCUUUUUUUUUUCUCCAUCAUUUGAAAUAAAAUUGUACUUAAGGCCAAAAGUUUUUUCAGAUUUCCCACAGUUAAGAAAUUGUAGAAUCAUAAGCUUAGAAUUAAUGUGCUUGUUUGGACUUGUGAAAUGUGCCAAAGUUAUGAGUAUACAUGACAUGGGCCUUCAUCUGUAGUGUUGAUAUAUUCUGUAAUUGUUUCCCUAUUCUUAAAUAUUGAGAUACAGUGAUGAAAGUAUGCAAGAAAAAGAAUGUACAACAGAAAGAAAAAUGUGAUAUUUCAGUUUCAUGUCAAUAUUUUUUAAUAUUGACAUGUAGUUAGAGCACCAUUAAUUAUUGUGGAAAUUAAAAAAAAAACAUUUUCUGUGCAUUUGAGGACUUACUGUAUUGUAGAGAAUUAAAACAUAUUCAUUAAAAUAAAAGUGAGGCAGGGAAGAAUUCAUCAACUUAUUUACAGCAAAAAUGUUGAUCUUCUGAUGUGUUUGAAUCCUGCAAAAUACUGUAUGUCAUAUAAAAAUGUGUUGUUUUAGAAGUAAUUAUGUCUAUAAUAAUGAUGUAUUUCAGAUGUUAAACAUGAGGGAAACUUUGAAAAGUUACUGUUCUAUUAUAUGUUUUAGACAUUUGUGCUUUGACAACCGUAUUUUUUCAGGUCAAAGAUUUAUGAAGAUAGUGUAUUCUGCUGACAUAAGAAUCUUAUUAUAUUAUUUGUAUUGAAAAAUCUUUCAAAGUAUGUAGAUGACAUAUAUAUAUAUAGAUGUUUAUUGCCUAAAAUCUUCACUUUUUUGCAUCCAUUAAUUGUGGAAGAUAAUAUUCCUAGUUGCAACAUAUCAAAUACACCAUUUAUAUAUGUUUUUGUCUUACAUUGUUGUGUAUCUCUCUCAUCUUGUAUAUAUCACACUAUCAAUUAACAAAGCCAAUGGGUUCAAAGAAGAAAAAAAAAAGAAAAUAUUUUUAACUAGAAAAAAUAUAAUAAGUAAGUGUUUUAACAAUUGCAUAAUUUUGAAAGAUACAUGUUAUUGUGUCUGUUGUAAUUUUAUAUUCAAGGUAAUUAUUUGAUAGGGAAAAUGUUUUCAUGAACAAUUCUUUAAAUUUGUAAUAAUACAGCAAGAAAUUUAUCAAAAACUAGUUUUUACUAUAUUUUUUUUCUGUUCUGCAUAAGAAAUGUGGAAGUGUAGGAUUUCACUUUUUGUUCUUUUCUUUACUGUUAAAUGUUUAACGUUUUGGAACUUUCAUCUUUUAACUAUAUCAAUGGAGAAUUUGGCAUUAGAGUUUUUAAAAACAUAUAGCAAAGUAAAGAAACUACACAUCAAUAAGAAUAUUCAUGAAAAAUUAGACUUUUGAGAUAAUGUACAAAAGUUAGAAUUGUGAAAGUCCUUAGCAGGCAGAUGUUUACCAGAAAGCUUCAAAAUUACCAUGGCUGUCUCCAAAAAUGACUUACCCGUAUUCAGUUUUAAUCAGCAUUUGUCUAAUUACAUAUUACAUCUUUUUUAACUUCAAUUUUAAAAAAUAAAGCCAAACACCAAUAUCAAAAAAGUAUAAAUUUCUAUGCAAUUGAAGCUGUAGGUGUGUUUCAGGUUGUAGUAAGGUUUUUCUGUAUGUACUUGUGUUCUUGUAUGAGUGCAGUUUGGGCAUCCAUUAAAAUAUGUUCAUUUUUUGGAUUUCACCAAAGAGACAAACGUGGUUAAGCCUGAAGAUCUUGUUAAAGGAAAUUGAAUAUGUUCUCUUAGCCUAUGAGCAUAGUCAACAACAUUAAAGAACUUCAUCAUUUAAAAGUUCUGGAAGACUGAAAAACAGAGUGUAAAGAAAUAACAGCUAACAACAGUUGGUGUGCUUGUAUGGCUGAAUUAAAAUGAAAAAUACAGAUAACAGUGAUGAAACAUUUAAUAAUAAAUGUUUCACAUAUUGGUGUAUAUGUUAAAACAACUAUUAUUGUAGUAUAGUGUAGGUCUAUAGCUGGAAUUUCAGAAACUUGAAGUUUUGGAAAUCCAAAAUCAUUUUGUUUUUAUUUCUGGAAAACACUGGACUUAGUUUUUAGUAUACUUUAACAUUUUAUUAUUUGCCAAGAUAUUUUUUGUCUCAGAAAAGAAUCCCCUCCCCAUACAGAAACAAUUUUGUAAUUUUAGACAUUGAAUUAAGGUGAAGUACAUUCCAUUAGUGAUUUGGCUCUUUACGAUUAUGUACAGGGUGUCUCAGAGGUCUGGACCCAUAAGGAAAAUAGCUAGAUGUUAUAUUCUUAAAGUUCAACAAAUGUCUAAUGUCAGUUGUACAUAUUUCAGGAAAGAAAAUACCCUGAUGGCACAAUAUACCAUGAAUUGAUAUACAUAUGUCUGUUAAUGUCAUGCAAUAUGAAUAAUAAAUCAAUUAAGAAUACAUUGUGUAUUUUUCCCUAUGGGUCUAGACAUCCUGUAUUUUAGUUCUCAACUUUAAGACACCACCUUGAAUAUGAUUGUAAGUUCAACAGGUUAAAAAGUGAUGUCAACUAAUUGGUGAUUUUUGUUGUUGUUUUUCAAGCCUACUGUUCUUUCUUUUUUUGCAACAUUGUCUUAUGUGAAACUAGUACAAAUUAUUACAUUACAGUUUUCUUGUAAAACUUGAGUUUAAAUAUAUGUUAGAUAUCUUUACGCCCACCAAUGGGUCGUCUGAAGGCUUACAAAACUACACAAACUAUUACAACAAAUUAAAUACACAGAAUUCUAACAACAAAAGUACUACUACUUUUUAACAAGUUUUAUUUGUGUUGCCUGCUUGUUCUCACUCUAAUGUAUCAGCAACAUGGCAGAGUUGAAUACAGUUCUAUGUUUAAAAUAAUGCAACAAAAACAACUUUCAUCGAUGUAAAAGUUUUGUCAGUUAACCCUACACUGAGUAGACUUUACUAUGAUAGUUACUUUGGAAAAUCUUUUGGAUGAACCUGAAAAAAUGAAUUAUUAAGAGUUAUGAUUACUUUUUGUAAUGGAUGAAGGUAGUGUUUUUGCAAACAGAGCUAUUAUAAAUGUAUUCUAGUGUCCAUGGCACAGUCUUUAAUUAAAUUAAUUGUGUAAUUUCUGUCGUUGUAGCUCUUCAAACUUUAAAGAAUAUUCUGACAAUCCACUAUCGAACAACUUCUUAGUUAAGUAUAAAUAACAGGAAAGUUGUUGAAGCUUCACCUAGUGGAAUAUCAACAAUGUUUACGUUAGGAAAACGGUUACUAUUAUUAUUUUUCUGUAGACACCCUUGUAAUAAAUUAACUUAAAUAAUCGUAAAAAGCCACCUUCGAACAGAAAUGUCUUUUGUUAAAUUUGUUUACAGAAACUUGUUUAAAGUAGUGUAUACAAUUAAUCAUGGUGUGAUUUUAGGUAAAUUUAUUCAUUAUUUUCAUAUGUCUUAGGAUGUGAAUAAAUUGUAGGUUAAACUAAUAGUUUGUGUGUACAUAUUUGUCAAACGGUAAGGAAAAGUAUUCAUAAAAACAAUUGCAACAUUGGCUGUGUAUCAUUUGGUUAGGCAUUGGUUGACUAGAAAUAAAUAUUUGGAUCCUUUUU